AUGGCCGAAGCACGAGAGAAUAGAGCAAGUUUGCUUUGGAAUUGCUCCACUGCUUUGGCACCCGAAACACAUACCCAUAAACUACUAAAAUCCUAUUAUAUGAAUAUGUGCCGGAGAUAUGUAAAGAAUACCAUACAAAUACCAAAAGAAAAAUUUGCCAGCACCCAAAUGUGUUCGCAUUGUGGUCUGUUUUGGAGUGAAAAUGAAUUCCGCAUGAAACUAAAAUCACAACAUGUAACUGUGAAGGGGAAAACAAAACGCCUUAUAGACAAAUUAAAUAAGUCCAAGGAACCCGGUCAAAAGACUUUGCUAACUGGCAAGCAAAGAAAACGUGCCAAAUGGUUGCAGAAGAGGGCCACCCAAUAUAUUGAAAUUAAAUGUGAUCAAUGUCAACAUAAAUCAAUAGUCAAAUUGGAUAAACCGAAAAAGAAAGAAAAGAAAGUGGCAGAUGUUGAGGAAGAUAAGAAACAGGAAAAUAUGGCAAUUGUCAUAGACAAUGAGCCAAAGGCAACGGCCAAAAAAAAGAAAAAGAAAAACAAAGAUAAAGGUGCUGGUUUGAAAAUACCUUUGGAGGCAAAACAAAAAGAGAAACAGCCGAAUGCCAACAAACAAAAAACACCCCAAAAUCCACAGACACCAACAAUAGCGAAACCAUCUCCAACAACGACAAUUGCACAAACUCCAAAAACAACAAUAACGACAACACAAUUGCAGACGCAAUCGAAUAAAACAAAGAAAAAGAAGAAAUCUUCAAAUGUAACCACCAACCCUGCAGCUAGUAAUAAUAACAGCAACAACAACAAGGUCCAGAAAGUGGUAUCAAAGACCCAACAACAAAACUCAUUAUUGCAAUUGGCAGCAUUGCUUAAACAAAACUCUUCUAACUCGGUCAAAUCGUCAACACAAAAUAGAUUGGAAUCGUUGCUAAAAUAG
Musca vetustissima is the source of this 933-nucleotide messenger RNA. Its product is annotated as probable WRKY transcription factor protein 1. The record is from RefSeq and is a predicted model, not a curated record. Lineage: Eukaryota; Metazoa; Arthropoda; Insecta; Diptera; Muscidae. The coding region runs from base 1 to 933 and encodes 310 amino acids. The transcript is spliced from 2 exons.